Messenger RNA from Cyanidioschyzon merolae strain 10D, 285 nucleotides. RefSeq lists its product as hypothetical. Bases 1 to 285 code for a protein of 94 amino acids. The transcript has a single exon. NCBI's taxonomy places the organism in Eukaryota, Rhodophyta, Bangiophyceae, Cyanidiales, Cyanidiaceae. The record is from RefSeq and is a predicted model, not a curated record.
AUGUGCGUGCCGCCGCCUUCCGCAUUGCACUGCAAUCUCACGGCUCGUUUUGUUAUGCAGAUGGCAUCUCGCCGGCGUAACGAUAAUCGAAAUGACUCGCGCACUCGAUGUGAUACGACUCUGGGAGAGAUGCAGCCCCGACUUGACAGAGGCGCGCCCCCAACAUCAGCACGGCGGAAUCAGCGGGCCAACGUCUUAGCUUGUCUGCCCAUGAGGCGCCCGCUUGCACCUGUCCUUCCUUUCCGGUUGCGCCGCUGUACACCAGCUCGAAUCGUCGUUAUCUAA